AAAUUUCUUUCAAAACCCAUUCAAAACAUCCUUCCAAAAACUUUCCCUCCUCCCUAGCUAUUUCUCAUCCCUAACUUAAAGAACAUAUUUGCAAUUCAAUACUUGUGUGUUAUCUAUCCACUAAUCUAUCAACUCUGCUUGGGUACACUCCAUGUUACCAAGUUACAACAAUAUUUGCAUUUUACAACAAAAAGAGUUGAACUAUUCUUCCUUAUAACUUAUCAAUUUUCUCCAAGGUGACUCAGUUGCUUUUUUUUCUUGUAACAUCUUCAUAUUUUCGCUUGGUCUACUUGUAGUUUCAUCUGGAAAUGAGAAACUGCUCCCUUACAAGGUUGCUUUUGCACAAGUCAAGCAGAACCUUUCAUGACACUGCCAAAGCUUUGAAUCAACAACAUUUAUCAAAGUGGAAAGCCACAUUGAAGGAGGAGUUGGCAGUUAUUGUUCCCAAUGACAGAGAAAAUGCGUGCAUAUACAGGGUCCCCGUUAACAUGCGUGAGGUGCAACCCGACGCCUAUGCUCCUACUAUCAUCUCAAUCGGUCCUUACCAUCUUGGACAGGAAAGGUUAAUAGCAAUGGAAGAGCUGAAAUGGAAAUUCUUUCACCGCCUCUUUCGUCCAAAACAGCCUAAUGGGGUGGAACUACACCCAGCGAUGAAAGCCAUGGAAGAUUUGGAGCAGGAUGCUCGUAGGUGCUACUGGGACAAUGCUGAGCAACAUAGUAAGGAUAAAUUUGUUAGGAUGAUGCUGGUUGAUGGCUGCUUCAUUGUGGAGCUCUUGAGAGAGUUGAAGCACAACAACUUUCACUGUGCUCCCUCUGUUCAAAGGUGGAUGCUGCCUACUCUUCGUCGGGAUUUGAUCAUGCUUGAAAACCAGCUUCCUCUUUUUGUUCUGCAGAAACUGUUUGAGCUGACCAAAAGAUCAGAAGAAUCAAGCGCAUGCUUGGAACAGCUUGCCCUUUGUUUUUUCAAUCCUCUAUUGCAGUCUCAAGGGGAUGUGAGGGCCGUGAAUGCACAAGGAAUUCAGAACACGUUGCACUUUCUUGACCUUUUCAGGCAAAGUAUCCUCCCAUUCCCUAAAAACUUAUCACAAGGACUAAAUACCAGCAAGACGAGCGAUUCGAGCAAUGCAGCAGAAGAGGGGAUUGACAUGGUGCGGUCCAUAACGGAGCUAAUGGAAGCUGGUGUCGUGAUUGAGAAAGCUGUUAAUUGUUCUCCACUAGAUGUAAGAUCCCAGGAGAGGUGGCUAAAAGUCCCUCCUCUCUACAUCGAUGAUCACAAGGGAACCCUGUUUCGAAACAUGGUGGCCUAUGAACAAUGCCAUCCCAAGUGCAAACCUUAUGUGACAUCGUUUUUGUUCUUUUUCGAUGGUUUGAUUAACUCAGCUGAAGAUGUGGGACUUCUUCACCACAAGGGGAUUCUUCACCAUUGUUUAGGUAGCAACGAAGAAGUGGCAAAACUUGUGAAUGGACUGUGCAAGGAAAUAGCAAGGGAUGGUAGGGAGUCUUAUUUAUGCAAAGUGGUACACGAUAUGAACACUUAUUGCAAUGGCUCCUAUGCUUGGUUUAGAGCGGGGUUGGUACACCAUUAUUUCAGAAGUUGGGUGGUAGGCAUCUCUACCCUUGGAGCUAUUAUAGUUGUUUAUGUCUCACUAAUUCAAACGGGAUUUGCAUUUGUAGAAGAUCCGAAGAAUCUUAACAGACCUUUUUAUCAUGACCUAAUUCAUUGCCUACUUCUACCUCUCAGUCAUUUGUUUUCUUUCAAAAUUAGAAAUGAGCAUGAGGAUAUAAUUUGGAUGUAUUCGGUUUGAUUUAUGUUCUACUAUUGUUGAUAUUGUAUCAUGUCAAUAAUUUUCUUAUUUUUCUCUCUCUUAAGUUAAUAGAAUUGAUUGUCAUAUUAUAAUAAA
Messenger RNA from Gossypium arboreum, 1901 nucleotides. RefSeq names its product UPF0481 protein At3g47200-like. The record is from RefSeq and is a predicted model, not a curated record. Lineage: Eukaryota; Viridiplantae; Streptophyta; Magnoliopsida; Malvales; Malvaceae. Bases 309 to 1805 code for a protein of 498 amino acids. The transcript has a single exon.